UGAGUGGACAUUUUGGUCUUUGUCCGCGGGUCAGCGCGGCCUCUGGGUCCACGUGGCGCCGAAGUAGGAGAAGAGACUUCGCUUUUUAAAAGGCAAUACAUUUUUCAAAGCUUCAAGCUUUGAGCUCGAAACCCAGUUUAGAUUUAAACAGAAAGUUGUAUGGGAAAGAAUCAUCCGCGUUACACAGUUUGGAAAUCCUCUACAUACUCUACUCUCCUGGUAGGAAUUUCUAUAAGUAGACUCCAGUGUGGAAAUGCCUGCAGUUUAAAAACUGCCUCAUUAGUGGAGCAAGCAGCCUAGAGGAAAAGCCUGUGAACUUACCAAACACGGGGAAGCGUUUGCCUAAGUGUCCCAUCUCACUGCACGUAGAAGUCAUGCUGAGAGGAAGCCCCGUGUUUCUCAGGAAUAUUGAAAAGCCAUUAGCUAGAUGACAGCUCUCUCAACAUCAGAAAAUUCAUGGUGGAGAAAAAGAAGUGAAAUUUGCAAAAACAACAUUGACUGUUAGUAAAACUUACACUGGGAAGAAAGGUUUGUUUCUUAUUCUUUGUCCCUUACUCUGCAUUUGAAUGAGAAGUUAGACACAGAAGCCUUAGAACUUUAAGAGAUGUGGAAAUAUCCUCAGCUAAGAGUAAGCCUUCAUUCAUCAAAAAUUUCAUAUUGGAGAUAAGCCUUGUGAAUGUGAUAAAGCUUCCAUUCAGAUGUCACACCUCAGUCAGCAGUUAAUUUUAAGUGGGGGAAGCCCCUUUGCCUGUAAAGUAUGUGGGAAACUCUUCAGCCACAAAUCAAAUCUUACCGAGCAUGAGCAUUUUCAUAAUAGAGAGAAGCCUUUUGAAUGUAACGAAUGUGGAAAAGCCUUUAGCCAAAAACAGUAUGUCAUUAAGCAUCAGAACACUCACACUGGAGAGAAGCUUUUUGAGUGUAAUGAUUGUGGAAAGUCCUUUAGCCAGAAGGAAAACUUGCUUACCCAUCAGAAAAUUCACACUGGAGAGAAACCUUUUGAGUGCAAAGAUUGUGGGAAAGCUUUCAUUCAGAAGUCAAACCUCAUCAGACAUCAGAGAACUCACACAGGAGAGAAGCCCUUCAUAUGUAAGGAGUGUGGGAAAACCUUUAGUGGCAAAUCAAAUCUUACUGAGCAUGAGAAAAUUCAUAUUGGUGAGAAGCCCUUUAAAUGUAAUGAAUGUGGAACAGCGUUUGGCCAAAAAAAGUACCUCAUAAAGCAUCAAAACAUUCACACUGGAGAGAAACCCUAUGAAUGCAAUGAAUGUGGAAAAGCCUUCUCUCAGCGAACAUCACUUAUUGUGCAUGUGAGAAUUCAUUCAGGUGAUAAACCUUAUGAAUGCAAUGUGUGUGGAAAAGCCUUCUCUCAGAGUUCAUCUCUAACAGUGCAUGUGAGGAGCCAUACAGGUGAGAAACCCUAUGGUUGUAAUGAAUGUGGGAAGGCCUUUUCUCAGUUCUCAACCCUGGCCCUGCAUUUGAGAAUACACACAGGUAAAAAGCCUUAUCAAUGUAGUGAGUGUGGAAAGGCUUUCAGCCAGAAGUCUCACCACAUUAGACACCAGAAAAUCCAUACUCAUUAAGCGGUCUGUGAAUACCUUCAGUAUGGGCAAGUGUUCAUUAAGGAUUUACACGCCAUAGUGCAUCAUCUCUAUUCUGAGGCUAAGAAUUAUAAAUCAGCCCAAUAUUUAACAUAAAAUGUCAUGAACACCGAAGAAUUCAUACUGAAGGGAAGGAAGUUUGUAUGAUUGAAAGCCUGCACUCAACAACCAUAACAGAAGAAAACAAUGCUGAAACUUUAAACAGUUAAUCUACAAUUGAGAAUGGAAAACAGGCAUGUUACUGCUAUCAGCAUAGAUCUGGAGCUCUUCUCCAGUCUAAUAAGUAAGCUGUUUAGAAGAAACAAAGCUAAAUUAUGUGAUUUUAAGAGGACAGACAUUAUAGAAUGAUAACUAUGCAUUUCCCAGGAUCUAGAGUAUGAAAAGAAUUGCUUCAGCUGAGCACCAAGACUAUGCUUGGGUGUAAACUGUUCUCUGAGGAGGAAACUUACACACGGACUGUAAACAAGACUAAAAGUAAACUAUAUGGAUAUGAAAGCAGAGCUACAGACGCUCCACAUUGUGCAAGGUUGACACUGGGUGGGAAAACAUUCCUUGUAAUAUUUAAAAAUACUUAAAACUGCUCAUGAGCAUUUAUGCUCAGGAGGUUAGUACCAGGAAAUGUACCAUGUCUUAAUUUAGAGUAGCCAAAUACCAGAACUGAAUUGCCUGUUAGGAAGGGAAGAGAAAAUUUUAGGUGGACUGCUGUGCAGACACCUGGCAGCUGCAGCAGAUGAAGUGUGCGUAACUGGACGGGGUCUGGACGUAACGUGGGCAGAGUUUCAGAAUGAUGCACACAGUACAGUGACUUUCUGCCAGGCGAAAUGUUCCUUCUUGAAACUCAGCGUAUUAUGGUAUAGAUACACACAUGUCUGUAAAUGUCUGCGAUGCAUCAGAAGGGUGCAGACCAACGCCAGCGUAAGUGAGGAGGGAGGAGGGUGAGCGUGGGAGGGGCUGGGGAGGGCUUCAGCUUUUUAUAAGCAUUCAUUCUCUUAAAAACUGCAAGUAACUAUAUAAGAUACUGGCUAAUUUUCAGUUGUGUUAUAAUGGAUAUCAUGUCCUAUUUUUUGUACUUUUUCUGUAUUUUUCAAAAUAAGAAUGGCGGUAAAGGUGGGAACUCUGUACUUGUAGAAAUGUUAUAGUCGAUUAAUUCCCAAUCAAAUACUAAGCUUUUAUAGAAGAUAUUUCUAAAACUUUUAACAAUGAGUGGACGGACUUGGCACUCUGUGUAAUGAAAUUAUCUAUUUUAUUAAAAUUUAAAAUGACGGCA
Molecule: messenger RNA, 2862 nt
Organism: Psammomys obesus (fat sand rat)
Lineage: Eukaryota; Metazoa; Chordata; Mammalia; Rodentia; Muridae
Gene: Znf146
Product: zinc finger protein 146
Exons: 2
Coding region: 699-1577 (292 amino acids)
Biological process (GO): regulation of transcription by RNA polymerase II
Molecular function (GO): RNA polymerase II cis-regulatory region sequence-specific DNA binding; DNA-binding transcription factor activity, RNA polymerase II-specific
Source: RefSeq, a predicted model, not a curated record